AUACUUUAACUUUAUAGUAUAAUCUGCACAGGUUAAUUACAACUUACAACCUUGCUAUUUGUAGGGUUAUAAUAAUUAAAUACUUAAAUAUUCUUUUAAGAAUAAUUUACUUGUAUAGUUUUAUCUGCUGUCAAACAAUUUCAUUUUUUGUCUAUUUCAUCUGUUCUGCAUUUGUGAAUUGUUUAUGUGUACUUAGGCCCCAAAGACUUGAAUUCUAUAACUAGGUACAGUACCUAUUUUUGUGGUAAAAUGGGUACUAAAGUGUGUGAUAUUGGAGAUGAUGUUAAGGAAACAUUGAGAAAGUUUCGGUUCCGUAAGACAACUAAAAAUGCUGCUCUUAUAAUGAAAGUAGACAGAGAAAAACAACAAGUAUGUGUAGAUGAAAUGUUGGAUGAUGUUACUCUUGAAGAACUUAGAGAAAUUUUACCAGGUCAUCAGCCACGUUAUAUAAUUUACUGCUGUAAAAUGGAACACGGAGAUGGCCGAGUGUCAUUCCCAAUGUGUUUCAUUUAUUUCACUCCAAGAGAUAGUCAUAUGGAAUUGCAAAUAAUGUAUGCAGGUACUAAAAUGGCUUUACAACGUGAAGCCAACUUGACUAGGGUGUAUGAAGUGAGAGAAUUGGAUGAAAUGACAGAUGAAUGGUUACAAGACUGUGUCAUGGGAAAGUAAUAUUUUGUAUGACUAAAACAAUACAUAAAUGACAUGAAAUAGAUUUUAAAAUGGUUAUAAUAUAAUCUA
Melanaphis sacchari is the source of this 738-nucleotide messenger RNA. RefSeq names its product glia maturation factor beta (gene GMF). Bases 250 to 669 code for a protein of 139 amino acids. Gene Ontology annotation, cellular component: actin cortical patch. Gene Ontology annotation, biological process: actin filament debranching; negative regulation of Arp2/3 complex-mediated actin nucleation. Gene Ontology annotation, molecular function: actin binding; Arp2/3 complex binding. NCBI's taxonomy places the organism in Eukaryota, Metazoa, Arthropoda, Insecta, Hemiptera, Aphididae. The record is from RefSeq and is a predicted model, not a curated record. The transcript has 4 exons.